Messenger RNA from Saccoglossus kowalevskii, 1110 nucleotides. Its product is annotated as galanin receptor 2b-like. Gene Ontology annotation, molecular function: G protein-coupled receptor activity. Gene Ontology annotation, biological process: G protein-coupled receptor signaling pathway. Gene Ontology annotation, cellular component: plasma membrane. The record is from RefSeq and is a predicted model, not a curated record. NCBI's taxonomy places the organism in Eukaryota, Metazoa, Hemichordata, Enteropneusta, Harrimaniidae.
AUGUCAGUGAACGAUUCAAACUUCGACUUUGAAUAUAGUUUCGACUAUUAUGCAUUUCUGGAAGAAGUUUACGCAUUUGAUACUCCUCCCGAGGUGACGGUGUCGCUUGGUGUCCUGUUUAUGUUUUUAAUCAUCGCUGGAAAUCUAUGGGUCAUCAUAGCUGUGUUUCGGCAGCCCAAACUCCGAAAGACUGCAACGAACAUUUUCAUUGUAUCAUUGUCAGUUUCUGAUCUAUUGCUUGCAGUUGUAUUUGUGCCAUUUCAUAUUGGUGCAUUCGCCUACGGCAUGGAAACGUCCAAUAAAGCUGUGUGCAACAUAACAGCUUACCUACACUGGGCGGCGCAAUGUGGUACGACUUUUUCCCUGCUUUGUAUUGGUGUUGAUCGUUUUAGAGCAAUUGUUCAGCCAUUGAGGCCAAAAUUGACUCUCCAGCACGCAGCUAUCGGGUGCGUACUAGUAUGGGUAUGUGCAUUGGGAUAUUCAUGCGGCAAGUUUGCAACGGUGGGAAUUGUGUCUAGAAACGACACUAUUUACAUAGAGCAAGGGAACGACACAAUCACCGCUCACAGCAUGUACCAUUUCUGCUAUGUCACAGACUUUGAAGUGGACAAAAUAUUACGAAUUUUCGAUUUCUUGGUCAUGUAUGCGAUACCACUGGUUAUACUAGCCACGCUGUAUUCAAUCAUGGUGUUCACCUUGUGGUUCAGCAAAGCGCCGACCAAUUCCGGCAACCGUAGUAAAAGAAAAGCCAUCAAAAUGUUAAGUUUUGUUGUGUUGCAGUUUGCUAUCACGUGGCUGCCAAUCAAUGUGAUCCAGAUGUAUUACGCAUGGACCGUCGACUUUCCACUGAAUCCCUUUCUAUGGUCAAUAGUUCCUUCCAAUUUGUGCGUUUUCAUUCUAAUGUGUAACAGCUGGAUUAAUCCCAUACUUUACGCAUAUUUCAAUGAGAGCUUCAGAAAAGAAUUUAGAAAACUGUUCCCAUGCUUUUAUAAAUGCAAGGGAUCGAAGGUAUCUGCCGAAGGUUCUUCAAUGACAGGAGACGACGCGAACAGCACAACGAGGGCAGGCGGGAGAACAGGAGUAUCGAUGAUAAGUAGUACUGUUACGUAA